This is a messenger RNA of Prorocentrum cordatum, 1253 nucleotides long. Lineage: Eukaryota; Dinophyceae; Prorocentrales; Prorocentraceae. The record is from the annotation of a GenBank genome assembly.
GGCUACGCCUUUCUUUCUGGACCGACCCUGCCUGCAUACGGUGGGACCAUCGGGUGCGAAUUUGGCUCAACCCUUUUGGAACAGCUGACAUUCGAGUAACCCUGCUCCGCCCGUUUUGCGCCUUAACCUGCGUGCCGAGAUGGCGCGCGGCCUUGCCACGCUACUUGUGGCCAUCUGCGCCGCAGGCUCCGCGUCCGCGGGCAAGCCGAGCAGGUCGCCACGCGGCUCGCGCCGCGUCGCGUCCGCGCCGCCGCGUGGAGCCCCGCGCGGGCUGAGGAGCGUCCCGUUCUCCCUGCGGGACGCCGGCGGCAGAGACCUGGUCGCGGAGGCUGCGUCGCUUCGACAAUCUGGAGGCGGCCGGCGCCUCAUGGCGGAGCUGGAUCCCGCUGCUCCGCUGCAGAUGAGCUUCACCGCAAACGACGUGAAGUUCAACCUGGAGCUGGAGCGCGCUCGGUCGGUCUUCACCAGUGGGGCGAGGAUCAUUAACGGCAAGGGCGAGACGGUGCCUGGUCACCGCGUGACCAGCACGCCCAUUUUCCGCAGCGAGAAGCACGGUGCCGUGCUCUCUCCCGUGAGCGGCCGGCUUCGAGGCCUCGUGAGGCUGAACGGCAGCCUCGUGGAGGUCGAGGCGGACCCCGCCACCGGGAUGCUCUCGACGAGCACCCAGGUGCACACGUCUGCCAGGGUAACUGGAUACAGCGAGGGACUCAUGGCAUCGAGCCCAACGACAAGAACAUUCGACCCUGAGGCCAUCCAAAGGUGGACCAACUGCUAUACCGAUGACCACAUCACCCACGCCUUAUCUAUGGGUGUCUCCCUUGGCGACUCUGGGGCAGCACUGUUCAGUGACGCCGAGGACGCUACGGAGUGGAUGCAGAGCGUCUUCGCAAUGGCCAACAUGGUCUAUACCCCUCAGCUGAACAUCGUAUUGAUGAUCGAUGCGGUCUACAUCCCGUCGAUGGUCGGAGAGACGCAGAGCUGGGCCAGCUGCGGCAGCAGUAUCACCGCCCAGUUGACCAACUUGGAGCAGUGGUCGCAGCCGUCCAGGCAGGGCCUGUGGCACGUGUUCGACGACUGCCACACGGCGGGAGUCGCAGGAACCGUUGGCCUGGCAGUCCUGGGACAGACGCAGUAUUAUGGUGUAUGCGCAAUGGACCCCGAGUGGGACGAUACAAUGUCCAACGUCGGCAUCACAUACAUCUCGCCCGAAACCUGGCUGACGUUUGCCCACGAGGUUGGCCACAAUGCGUCAG